This is a messenger RNA of Bombus pyrosoma, 1804 nucleotides long. RefSeq lists its product as uncharacterized. The annotation marks the transcript as partial. The transcript has a single exon. Lineage: Eukaryota; Metazoa; Arthropoda; Insecta; Hymenoptera; Apidae. The record is from RefSeq and is a predicted model, not a curated record.
UCCUCCAGCAGCACAGAACAACCUGCUAUUAGCACUACCCAAGAAUCCAGCUCUAGCACCACAGAAGAACCAGGAAGUAGCACUACCCAACAAUCUACCUCAGGUAGCACAGAAGGUACAAGCAGUACGAGCACAAAGGAAUCAUCCUCCAGCAGCACAGAACAACCUGCUAUUAGCACUACCCAAGAAUCCAGCCCUAGCACCACAGAAGAGCCAGGAAGUAGCACUACCCAACAAUCUACCUCAGGCAGCACGGGAGGUAUAAGCAGUACCAGCACAAAGGAAACAUCUUCCAGCAGCACAGAACAACCACCUAUUAGCACUACCCAAGAAUCCAGCUCAAGCCCCACAGGAGGUCCAACGAGUAGCACUAGCCAAGAAUCCACCGUAAGCAGCACGGAAGGAUCAUCUAGUAGCAGUACCCAAGAGUCAACCUCAGUCAGCACAGAAGGCCCAGCAAGUAGUACUACCCAAGAAUCCACCUCAAGCCCCACAGAAGCACCAGGAAGUAGCACUAGCCAAGAAUCUACCGUAAGCAGCACUGAAGGAUCAUCUAGUAGCAGUACCCAAGAAUCUACCCAAGAAUCCAGCUCUAAUACCACAGAGGAACCAGGAAGUAGCACUACCCAACAAUCUACCUCAGGCAGCACAGAAGGUACAGGCAGUACCAGCACAAAGGAAUCAUCCUCCAGCAGCACAGAACUACCUUCUAUUAGCACUACCCAAGAAUCCAGCUCUAGCACCACAGAAGAAUCAGGAAGUAGCACUACCCAACAAUUUACCUCAGGCAGCACAGAAGGUACAAGCAGUACCAGCACAAAGGAAACAACUUCCAGCAGCACAGAACAACCUGCUAUUAGCACUACCCAAGAAUCCAGCUCAAGCCCCACAGGAGGUCCAACGAGUAGCACUAGCCAAGAAUCCACCGUAAGCAGCACGGAAGGAUCAUCUACUAGCAGUACCCAAGAAUCAACCUCAGUCAGUACAGAAGGACCAGCAAGUAGCACUACCCAAGAAUCCAGCUCAAACAGCUCAGAAGGUCCAAGUACUACCAGUACAAAGGAACCAUCCUCCAGCAGCACAGAACAACCUGUUAUUAGUACUACCCAAGAAUCCAGCUCAAGCAGCACAGGAAGUCCAAGUAUUACUAGUACAAAGGAAUCAUCCUCAAGCAGUACAGAAGAACCCGCUAGUAGUGCUACCCAAGAAUCCAGCUCAAGCAGUACUGCAAAUGGUACUACAAAAUCCACAAUAUCUAGCGGUUGUUCAUGCGCUACCCCGACUCCUGCCGACUCUACUACUUUAUCACCGCGGGAUAUAUGGUAUACAUCUUUAAUGCAAUGUCUAAAAGAGAACGAUUUUGAUGAAAUUCCAGCUAUUAGUGGGCGCAGAUUAGUUCGCAUCUUAGAGCGAUGUCUAUUUGACAUUGGUACGCUGAGUCAGCUAAAGGCUUGAAGGAGGUAUCAUAAUUUUCAUAAUUAUGAUAGUGAACAAAUGAGAAUUUGUAAUUUAAAUACAAGCCAGGCCCAAUGUUGCUACAACGAGCAUUGAAAGCAAUAUCGAAGUAUUCCUAAGUGAAGUCAAUGGAAGAAUGGAAGUUUGCAUAAUUUCUAGAAUAUAUUAGGUCAGUCCAUAAAUUGGUUUAUUUCUCUGUACUAGAAUCGUUAAUAAAAAAGAAAAUAUGAUACAAUUUUUCUUGUGCGAAAUACUUCUUCUGGUUAUUUAAAACCGUUUUCCUUAACACAUAGGAUAUGUAAUAUUAAUAGUGUAACAAACAACUACGGUAAAAAGAACGUUAAAUUUA